Messenger RNA from Daucus carota subsp. sativus, 2041 nucleotides. Its product is annotated as WPP domain-interacting protein 2. The record is from RefSeq and is a predicted model, not a curated record. The coding region runs from base 253 to 1893 and encodes 546 amino acids. The transcript has 3 exons. NCBI's taxonomy places the organism in Eukaryota, Viridiplantae, Streptophyta, Magnoliopsida, Apiales, Apiaceae.
CUACUAUAUAUAAUCUGUGAUGCAAUUAAAUUCGGGGUUUUUAUUCUCUUCAGCUAAGAAACGUCUUUGUUGUUUUCAUGGCGCAAAAGGUAGAUUUGCUCUCCUAUGUGCUGGAAUGAUGGUUAAUUGUCCUUGUUCUUGAUCUUGAUCUCAACUUUAAUGGACCCUUCUCCAUAUUAUAUGCAUAUAAAAAUUCACACAUACUUUUGUACUGUAUAAUUCCCAAAGUUCGCAUUUUUAUCAGUUUAUGGAAUGAUGGCUUUGGAAAGUGAGAAUUCUGUUAUUGAAUCUGUGGAAGAUAAUGAAGUGAUUAUUCCUAGUGAGAAUACGAUAAUUCAUAGUAAUGGGGAUUGUGGUGUUGAGCAUGUUAGAGAGGUAGAUUUAGGGGAGGUGAAAUCCGAGGGGUUUCCUUCAUCAGGUAGUGGUUCAAUGGGGACGAAUUCUCAGGUGAAGAAAGGGUAUGGGUUGAAGAAGUGGAAAAGGAUGCCAAGGGAAUCUAGUAAGGAAAGGGGUAAUAGCAUGGAUAAUGGUACAGCUGGGAAAAGAGAGUUUUCGAAUGUUACCCCUGAUUCAAGAAAGGGCGUGGUUUUGGCUGAGACGAAACAAAGAAGUGAGGGUUCAGUUUCCUCUACUAAUGGUGUAUUGAAAAGCUCUGGUCUUUUUGCUCAGGGGUUUGGUUCUGGACUGGAAGUUGGACUUGGACCUGUGUUUGAUGCAGUCGCGGAUUCAGAAAAUAGUGAAGAUCAUAGUAGCAAGUCCUCGACUGCAGCAAGUGCUCCUCAGCAGAGGUUGGAGAUACCUCUGACGGGGGGAUCUGUGGGUGAUAGUAAUGGGUUCCAUGAUUUAGCUGCUCAGAGGGGUCAGCAUGGUAGAAAUCGGACGGGAACUGGUAAGAAGGCUAGAGCGGAACAGGCUAAAAUUGAGAAGGAAAACUCUUAUUGCAGCGUGGAGUCUGACUCUCAGGGAUCCAAUUUUGUCUUUAUGCAGGGAGCUAACUCAGUGACCAGUAAGGGUAGACAAAGCAAGUUCGCCAAUUGUGAUGGUGAAAAUAGUGAUGAGGAAGGUCAGGGCAGUGAACAGCAUUUUGCUGAGGAACUUCAGUCUGGAUUCAGGAAAAACAUGGCAGAAUUUGAGGAAGUCUCACAAACUUAUUUACCUGCUGACCUAAAUUGGAAAACCAAGGAAGAAAACUGUGUAAACAAUGGGUCAUCAGUAGAUCAGGAUCCUUUGCUUGAGUCUAUUACCAGACUCCAAUCUGCACAGGAAGCACUUGCUGAAGAAGUUCAGAAAUUUAAGGAAAUCGGAAAAGAUGAUAUAUUCUUCUUCAGUGAUGUGAUUCAGGAUGCUAAUCCAAGUUCAUUGGAGGGUGACAUAGUUAACGUAAAGCAGAAUGUUAAUGUGUUAGAAAGCAAGCUUGAGGAGGCAAGGUCUACGCUUGAACCCUCUCUAACUUCUACAGGUUCAAUACAAAAAGAAAACAUAGAAAUGUCAGAUCUAGAGCAAAGAAUUUCUAGAGAAGUCGAGGACCUUGAGGGCCUCUUCAAGCAAAGGAUCGAAGCUAUGGUCGAGUACUUAGUAACGUCGAAAACAAUUGAAGAUCUGAGAUUAGCAGCAGUGAGUAAUAUCACAUUUUUGGAAGAACAAAAACUUGUAGCUAUAGAGCAAGCACAGGUAGUUAGCUUCUCUGAAAGUGUAGGAUACCAAGCGAGCAUGCCCAAAAGAGGAGUGGACAAGUUAGAAACACAAAUAGAAACGGGUGAAAACAUGAAGCUGAAGAAGAGAACAUGUAACUUUGCUCUACUUUUCUUUAUACAGUUUGUUCUACUUUGUGUAGCACUUUGGUUCUUUGUUUUGCAGUUGGUGCCUUGCUACACUGAGAAUGUACCAACCUAAUAUUUUUGUUUUUGUUUGUUUUUGUUUUGUUUUUCAAUAUACUUGGCAUCCCUGGAGGAGCUAAUGUACUUGUUUGUUCAUGUAGUGUGGUAUACGGAUUAAUAUACAUUGUAUUUCUUAAUCUUGGUUAUAGAAUUUUUAUACUUUA